GGGAAUGGGAGAGUGGGUAGAGAGGGAAUGGGAAUCCCAACAUGGACGGAAGAGAUCUGGGAAGUGGCAAGUCUAAUGUAUGUCGUAGCUUUAAAAUCGACGCCACUGGUCCAACACUAGGCUUAUAGUUUAUAGUUGAUACUCUUACACUAGCAUUUUGAUCCGUAGAAGCCAGUUGGUGUGGGGUUUACACUUCCUACUCAGCGGAGAGGAAGUCCGAUCUCACCUCCUCAGCAAUCAGCAUAUGGUUUCAACAGAUCCAUCAUGGCCAAUUACUUAGCCCAUUUCCAAACCAUCAAGAACUCCUGCGAUCGCCUCGUCAUUGCCGUUGAAGAUGUAAGUGAUUUGUGGCCUGUUGUGAAGAAGGGAUUCGAAGAACGAUUACCAUUCAAAAGAGCUUGUUUGAAUAACAAGACCCGAAAUCCAGUUUUUGUAGAGAAAUUGGCUGCUGAAUUCAUAUUAACAACAGAUCCAAGACUUCGUAGCCGGUUUCCGCAGGAACAAUUACUAUUUUGGUUCCGAGAACCAUAUGCAACAGUGGUACUUGUUUCCUGUGAGGAUCUUGAUGAGUUCAAGACCAUUCUUAAACCACGCCUGAAAUUAAUUGUUCAGAAUGAUGAGCGAGAAUGGUGUAUUGUAUUUGUGUCUAAAGCUCACCCAAAUAAUGACCAGGCCACUAAAAUGGCAAAAAAAGUAUAUGCCAGGCUUGAAGUUGAUUUCAGCUCUAAGAAGAGAGAAAGGUGCUGUAAGCUAGAUAUACAUAGCCCCGAAGCAAAUUUUUGGGAAGACUUGGAGUCCAAGAUUAUGGAGUCCAUCAGGAAUACAUUGGAUAGACGUGUGCAGUUUUAUGAGGAUGAGAUUCGCAAGCUCAGUGAACAGCGCCUCAUGCCAAUUUGGAACUUCUGUAACUUUUUCAUUCUAAAGGAAAGCUUGGCUUUUAUGUUUGAGAUGGCUCAUCUUCAUGAAGAUUCACUGCGUGAAUACGACGAAUUAGAACUCUGCUACUUGGAAACAGUUAAUGUAGCAGGGAAACAAAGGGACUUUGGGGGAAUAGACCGUGGUGAUGAUCAGGCAGCACUGCUAAACCCUGGAAACAAGCUAUUGACACAGAUUGUCCAAGAUGAUUCGUUUAGGGAAUUUGAAUUUAGACAAUAUCUCUUUGCCUGUCAAUCCAAGCUAUUGUUCAAGCUAAACCGUCCUUUUGAGGUUGCAUCAAGGGGCUAUCCAUUUAUAAUCAGCUUCUCAAAGGCAUUAGCACUUCAUGAGAGGAUGUUACCUUUUUGCAUGCGUGAAGUUUGGGUAGUAACUGCUUGCUUGGCAUUAAUCAAUGCUACUGCUUCUCAUUAUAAUGAUGGAUUUGUGGCACCUGAUAUAGAAAAGGAGUUCUACCGCAUUCAGGGCAACCUUUAUUCACUAUGCCGUGUUAAGUUCAUGAGGCUUGCAUACUUAAUUGGAUAUGGAACUGAAAUAGAAAGAAGUCCUGUCAACAGUGCUUCACUCAGCAUGUUAUCUUGGCCCAUGCCCGCAGUUUGGCCUCCAGUUCCACCUGAUGCCUCAUCCAUGGUGCUGGAGAAAGAAAAGACGAUUCUUCAAGCGACUCCAAGAGUCAAGCAUUUCGGCAUUCAGAGGAAACCAUUGCCUCUUGAACCUUCUAUACUUUUGCGUGAAGCUAAUCGGCGAAGGGCUUCUCUUUCUGCUGGCAAUAUGGUUGAAAUGUUUGAGGGUCGUCCAAUUUUUGUUGAUGGAUCAGAUUCAGAUGCAUCUUUAAGGAUGUCUCCAUCAUCAAAAGUACAUGCGAUCUCUAUGACACGGACUAAUUCUUCGCCAAUAAAUUUUGAAAGCUCAAUUGAUCGACCUAUGAGACUUGCAGAAAUUUAUGUUGCUGCUGAGCAUGCUUUGCAGAAUACAAUUUCUGAUACUGAUCUAUGGAAAUCUCUGUUAUCUGUUGAGGAGUUUGAGAAAAAAUAUCUGGAGCUAACAAAAGGUGCUGCUGAUAAUUACCACCGUUCCUGGUGGAAAAGACAUGGAGUUGUUCUUGAUGGUGAAAUUGCAGCUGUCUGUUAUAGGCAUGGAAACUUUGAUCUAGCUGCAAAGUCAUAUGAGAAGGUCUGCGCCCUUUAUGCAGGUGAAGGAUGGCAAGAUUUAUUGGCUGAAGUCCUUCCCAAGUUAGCUGAGUGUCAGAAGAUACUCAAUGAUCAAGCUGGCUAUCUAUCAUCUUGUGUGAGGUUGCUGUCGCUAGAUAAAGGCUUAUUCUCAACCAAGGAACGUCAAGCUUUUCAGUCAGAGGUUGUUCGCCUUGCACACAGUGAAAUGAAGCACCCUGUGCCCCUAGAUGUAUCCUCACUAAUAACGUUUUCUGGCAAUCCUGGGCCACCAUUGGAGCUGUGUGAUGGGGAUCCUGGUACUCUAUCUGUAACUGUUUGGAGUGGCUUUCCUGAUGAUAUAACUCUAGAAGUGCUGAGUCUCACUUUGGCAGCUAUAUUUAAUGUUGAUGAAGGUGUUAAGGCAUUAAGAAGCUCUGCUGCUCCUAUACUAAAGCCUGGGAGGAAUACCAUCACCCUUGCUCUGCCCCCCCAAAAACCAGGUUCCUAUGUCCUAGGGGUUCUUACAGGACAGAUUGGGCAAUUGAGAUUUAGGUCCCACAGCUUUUCUAAAGGUGGCCCUGCAGACAGUGAUGAUUUUAUGAGUUAUGAGAAGCCAGCAAGACCUAUCUUAAAGGUUUCCAAACCGAGACCUCUGGUUGAUCUUGCCGCUGCAAUUUCAUCUGCUUUGUUAAUGAAUGAGCCUCAGUGGGUUGGAAUUAUAGUAAGGCCUAUUAACUACUCCCUCAAAGGUGCUGUCCUGUAUAUUGAUACUGGUCCAGGUCUGAAGAUAGAGGAAUCACAUCCCAUUGAGAUCGAGAGGCAUUCUGAUGUAUCACAGAGUGCUACAGACAUGGAAAGUUGUGAUCAAGCUAGAAAAAAAGACUCUUCAGUUGUCACUGAAGAAUUUAAGCAAUUAACUCUCCAAAAUGGUAGAAUAGAGUUGCCUGACUGGGCUAGCAAUAUAACUUCUGUUAUUUGGUUCCCGAUCAGUGCUAUCAGUGACAAGCUUGCGAGGGGAACAUCUUCAGUCACUCCCCAGAGACAAAGCAUUGUGGAUGGCAUGAGGACAAUCGCUUUGAAACUUGAAUUUGGAGUAUCCCUCAACCAGACAUUUGACAGGACUCUAGCUGUUCAUUUCACUGACCCUUUUCAUGUGAGCACACGAGUUGUAGAUAAAUGCAAUGAUGGUACUUUGCUUUUGCAGGUUACGCUACAUUCUCAAGUGAAAGCCACUUUAACCAUCUAUGAUGCUUGGCUCGUCCUCCAAGAUGGAUUUGUUCACACUGGACAAGGUGAUGGAAGGCCAACUUCAGACUUCUUUCCUCUUGUGAUUGCUCCAACUGCUAAAGCUGGUAUUCUGUUCUGUAUAUGCUUAGGGACUACAAUUUCUGGAGAUGAAGCCAAGGCACCACAACCAGAGAGUGUGUUGAACAUCAGAUAUGGAAUUGCUGGUAAUAGAACAAUCGGAGCUCAUACGCCUGUCACUGUGGAACCUGCUGGAUCUGAGGGUUCUACACAGGAUUUAAUCUUCAGGAGUGCUCUUGUUUUACAGAGACCUGUGAUGGAUCCGUGCCUUGCAGUUGGUUUUCUUCCUCUUUCUUCAGGAGGCCUUAGAGUUGGGCAGCUAGUAACCAUGAAAUGGAGAGUUGAAAGGUUGAAGGAUUUUGAUGAGAAUGCAGUUUCUCAAAACAAUGAUGAGGUAUUAUACGAAGUCAAUGCAAAUUCUGAGAAUUGGAUGAUUGCCGGGAGGAAGAGAGGCCAUGUAUCGCUCUCAACAAAGCAAGGUUCGAGGAUAGUUAUUUCUAUUUUGUGCAUGCCACUGGUGGCCGGAUACGUUCAUCCCCCAAAGCUUGGGCUUCCAAGCGUUGAUGAGGCAAAUAUAAGUUGUAACCCCGCUGGCCCCCACCUGGUCUGUGUUUUGCCUCCUGUUUUCAGCUCUUCUUUCUGUAUUCCAGCAUGAUUACUCAAGUUCAUCAUCCAUUUCCAUUAUGGUUGGAUCGGGGUUUUUCUUUUCUUUUCUUUUCAUUUCAUUUCAUUUCACAAAAAAAUUAUAAUGAUAGAUAUAGAUAUUAGAUAUCCGAUUUUUGUUUAACGUUGAGAUUUGUAAAUCUGUAAUUUUACCCCCAACAGCCCACCAAGAUCCACACCUCCCAACUGCUUGGUGGUUGAUUGUAUUUUUGUUUGCUUUUCAAUUUUCAGAAAAUCAAGAGAACUCUCAUUUGAAUUGAAUUUGGGUUGGGUAACUAUCUGGGUGUUUGAAACAUCUGUGAGUGGUGUAAUUUCCUAGCUCAUGUACAGUGGAACUUUGGACUGUUACAAUGUUGUAAACAGGAACAAUUUUCUUCUUGGUUGAUUUUUUUGUUGUCA
Messenger RNA from Vitis riparia (riverbank grape), 4451 nucleotides. Its product is annotated as trafficking protein particle complex II-specific subunit 130 homolog. The coding region runs from base 265 to 4044 and encodes 1259 amino acids. NCBI's taxonomy places the organism in Eukaryota, Viridiplantae, Streptophyta, Magnoliopsida, Vitales, Vitaceae. The record is from RefSeq and is a predicted model, not a curated record. Gene Ontology annotation, cellular component: TRAPPII protein complex. The transcript has 21 exons. Gene Ontology annotation, biological process: intra-Golgi vesicle-mediated transport; early endosome to Golgi transport.